AUGGAGUACUUUGCGGCCUCUUUGGAGCCAGACAGACCUCUGUCUGAGACAGGGGCACCGCCACGUCGCCGUCGACGCCGUCGACGCCGCCCACCGCCGCAUACUUCCGCGCCACUUCCGGUCUCGCCGCCGCCCGCGCUGGCGCCAACACGUCCGGACGCCGACGCCGACACCGACUUUGUCGCCGCCAACAAGGCCGCCGUCGCCGCUACUUCGGAGCUCAACGCCAUCAAGCGCUCGCUGCGGGCGGCCGUGCUUGAUCCGCCCAAGCCUGAUCCUUUCGUCUCGCCGGUCCGUACCCCGCGCCUGCGCUCCGCCGCACCUGAGCCUGUGCCUACGGCCGCUUCAACCCCGACCUCGCUCCUCCGCUCGGCCUUUGACUCUUGGCGCGCCGCCGUCGCCGACGCCCGCUCGCACUGGAAGCGCGAGUUUGUCGCCGGCCUGCACUACUCGUAUGCGCUGCAACGUCGCAGCCUUGCCGCCUGGCGCUCGCUACUCCAGGAGCGGGCCACCCGCGAAGCCGCUCUCGCUUCCUUCCGCGUCCUCGCCUCUGAUCGCUUGGCCAGAGCCGCCUUUGCAGCCUGGCGCGUCAGUGCAGCCCGUGUCUAUGCUCGCCGCGCUGCUGCAAUCGCCGCCGACGCCCACCGUGGCGCCAUGAUUGUUCGCUCCGCCUUUGCCUCCUGGCGCACCGCUGCCGCCGUCCGAGCCUUCCGACUCCGCACCCUCGGUAGCCGAGUCUUUCGCACCUUUCGUCGCCGCCACAUCGAGGCCGCCAUUGCAGCAGCCAAGCGCAAGCGCGCAGACCUGUAUCGGACUGCCGCACUGGAGCGCCGCGCCGUGGUCGCCUGGCAGAGUUAUGUCGCCCGCCGCCGCAAGUACUAUGCCGCCAGUGGUCGCGCCUUUGUCUUCCUCUGCGCCCGCCUCAAGUCCAAAGCCUUUGACUGCUGGCUGACCCGCCUUGCCGUGCUCCGCCACAACCGCCUUGUUGCAGGCAUGGCCGCCUUCAAGUCUCUCCGCGCGGAUGGACGUGCCCUGGAGGCCAAAGCUGACGGCUUUGCCGCGAGGCGGCCAGCUCGGUCCGCAGCGUUGAUGCUUCGCGCCUGGGCUGCCGCUGCCAAAGCUUCUGCCUCUGCUCGUGACGCACCGCGCAUGGCACUGGCUGCUGCUCAUCGCGACGCCGCACUCAGCCUGCAUGCGUUCUGCGCCUGGCGGCGCGAGCACUGCCGCAUCUCUGCGCUCGUGGCCACUGCUGCAGAGGCAGUGUCCAUCAGGGAGCAGGGCCGGAUGGCGCUGGCCUGGGCCAUGUGGCGUGAUCGGCUACGUGCACGCCAGACUCAUGCUGCUCUCCUGACCAAGGCCGACGCCACGUACGCUGCCAAUCUUGGCGCCACCGUCCUCGCUCUUUGGCGUCACCAUCUUGCCACAAGGAUUGCCAUCCGGGACGCAGCUGCGCGCGCCUCCGCCCACGCCAAUGCCAGUCUUGCCCGCAAGACGCUGCGGAGCUGGGCGACCACCGCCUCGCGUGCUGCCGCUGAGACUGCUGCUUUUGUACUCGCUGCUGCCUUCCAUCGGGCCCAGCUGGCGAGCAAGGUCUUUGCUGCCCUCCGCGCCAACGUGAAGGCUGCGGCUGUCGAGCUCAACGCUUGGCGAACUGCUGCUCGGGCUGACGACCGCCGCCUUCUCACUGCCGGCUUUGCUGCGCUCCGCGCUCAUGUUUGCGCUGUCAAGCGUGAUCGCGCUGCCGCUGGGACUGCCGCCUUGUUCUGGGUUCGCAAAACCAAGACCAAAGUAUUGACAGCACUCGCUCGCCAUGCUGGCGACGCGCGUUCCGAUCGCGCCGCCGCCGCCACCGCCGCUCUCUUCUGGGUUGCUCGCCGCAAGGCCGUGAGCUUGGCGGCGUGGCGUGCGUUUACCCAGGCCUCGCUCUCACGCUCGGCCGCUCUUGCCGAUCGGGUCGCUUACUUUGAGGCGGCCGUGCUUGGCCCGCGCGUCAAGCGUCAGCUCAUGGCUCGCUGGCGUGUUCAAGCUGAGCGGGCAGUGGUGGCCCGGCGCGCCCACAACGUGGCAAACGCCUUUUUCAAGUGGCGCAUUGCUGCUGCGCGUGCCGACAAGCUCCGCACCGCUGGAGCUGCCGUUGCGCGGGCCAGCCAUGUCCGUGCUGGCAAGGCUGCGCUCAUAGUGUGGCGUCAGCGGACAUCCGCUGCUGUUGCUGAUCGCGAGGCCAACGUUCUCGCGCUCUCGUUCUGGGCAAGCAGGCUCGAAGCACGGGCGUGGCGCGGCUGGCAGGCCUUUGUCGAGCGUAUGCGCCUCCGCAAUGCAGCACGCACCCGCGCCCUCAAGAUGCACCAUGCCUUUCAGCUCCGUCAGGGCCUGGCCCUGUUGUUUGGGGGCGCCAACGCGUUGCGUCUCGAGCGCAAUGCCCGGACGGCAGCGCGGCUUCCGCCAAUUGUGCAUGACGACGCGCUUCCGCCGCCGCGACCACCGCCGCGAGUUCCAGACCUGGAGCUGAUGGGUCCGCUCGGCCCGCGCCCACUGCCGCGGCCGCUUCGCCCGCUCCCGCGCUCAAGCUCAAACGUGCCGCCGUCGCCGCCGCGGCUACACAAGGCCAAGCUCGCUUUUACCCCGACCGCGCGCUCGCGCGUUGUUGAUGAAAACACCGCUGCAGCGACUCACUCGGCUGUCCGCGACGUUCUCGCUACCGAGGCUCAGCUAAUGGACGCUUCUGCCAAGGUCGACUCUCUCACCGCCGAGCUGACAGAGUGGCAAGCUAUGCUCGACGACGCCGCCGCCAACGCCCAGCUUCCCGGGGCCUCGGCGUCGUCGGAGGUCAUGCUUGGCGUGCUGCGCACGACCGUGGCUAGGCUCAAAGGCCAGCUUGCCCACGCCCGCACUAACGCCGAUGCUGCGCAGGCGGAGCGGGCGCGGGCCCGCUCCGCCGUAUCGGCGCUCACCGGCGCAUCAACCACUGCCACUGCCUGA
Messenger RNA from Thecamonas trahens ATCC 50062, 2979 nucleotides. RefSeq lists its product as uncharacterized. The record is from RefSeq and is a predicted model, not a curated record. Lineage: Eukaryota; Apusomonadida; Apusomonadidae. The coding region runs from base 1 to 2979 and encodes 992 amino acids. The transcript is spliced from 2 exons. Gene Ontology annotation, molecular function: phosphatase binding.